Molecule: messenger RNA, 1229 nt
Organism: Caenorhabditis sp. 36 PRJEB53466
Lineage: Eukaryota; Metazoa; Nematoda; Chromadorea; Rhabditida; Rhabditidae
Source: the annotation of a GenBank genome assembly
AUGCCGGCUGUCUCUAGCAAAACCAGCAUGGAGGUGAGCUUUUCGGACUUAAAAUUACGUUUUUCCCUUCGGAAACCGCGUAGAAAGAGGGUAAAACAUGAUGAGAGUCAGAGCGCAUAUUUCUGUUGGGUCGCUCUGUUAUAAACACCCGCUGCAGGCUGCCGUUGUCCGCCCGAGUGGUCGAGCGGUGCGCGCUCUCGGACGCCAUUUGAAAACGGCACGAGUUCGUGCCCGCGCGGGGAAUCGGUGAUUUUAUAUCCAGUUCUGCUACUGAAUGAGUGUGAAGAUUAACUUUCCCCGUAUGAGAUCCCUUUUUGCAGAAAUUCCUCCGACGAAUCGCUCCUCAAGCCAUCAUCCUGCUCAUUCUCGCGGCAUUCAUGAGUCUUGGUGCGGUUAUCUUUCGAAAGAUCGAUCCAUCUCUGGCAGAGGAGCCAUUCUACAAAGUGUUGUUCUUCGAAUUCAUCACAAUUUCCACAAUCGGAUACGGAAAUCAAUUCCCACAAACUGCCGCCUCGAAGGCCUUCGUCAUCGGUUUCUCGCUCAUCGGAAUCCCUCUGCUUAUUGUGACUCUCGGAAACUUUGGAAAGUAUUUGACGAAGUUCUACUGGAAGGCACAAGGAUGUCUGUUCAAGACAAGUACGGAACGGCAAUUGGUGAACGACAGGGACCUUCCGUUCCCAGUUAUUCUCACCCUCUACGUGCUCACUUUCUUCAUCGGUUUCUUCUUUAUUCCUCACUCCGGGGCUGCGUAUUCUGUCGAUGAUUACUAUUUCAGGUGAGCGGAAACAAUUGGCGGUCCAUGCUCAUUUCAAAUUCUUUCAGUUUCAUCAGCUUCGCCACAGUUGGAUUCGGGGACAUGACUCCUGACAUUGGCACUUUUGAAAAGUUUCUGAAAGUGAGCGCCUAUCUGGUGUGGGGGACCAUCCUGAACAUCAUUCUCAUUUCCUAUCUCACCAACUGUUUCAGUCAGGUAAUUGUGGUUUUUGAGAAUGGAUAAUCAUUUCCAUUUUUUCCAGAUGAUCACCCGUCAACCAUUCCUCGGAAGAGACGUGGAGGUCGCCAUCGGAGGACAGUUCAUUACCGUAUCCGAGAUCACUUCCCUUGUGGCCAAACAGUUCCACGCGUCUCCCCACGAAGUCCGUUCAAUGCUCCACGAGAUCGAUGACAUGAUGGACGAGAUGCAGAAGAAAGAGGAGAGCGACCAAGGAUCGGAUAUCAUAGUACAGUAA